Molecule: messenger RNA, 651 nt
Organism: Rhodofomes roseus
Lineage: Eukaryota; Fungi; Basidiomycota; Agaricomycetes; Polyporales; Fomitopsidaceae
Exons: 3
Coding region: 221-571 (116 amino acids)
Biological process (GO): 2-oxoglutarate metabolic process
Source: RefSeq, a predicted model, not a curated record
GCGGCCUGGUCGUCGGACGUGAGUCCGACGCUAGCCUGAGCAGCCUGAACAGACCGAACAUCGACAUUGCUUCUACCUUCUCACUUUGGACCGCAUUUUGGUUUGCCCAGUGUAGGCUAUCACCAAGGCUGCGUUACAAGGACAUCCCACCCAUCACAGGUUGAAGCUGACCCCAGCACCCACCACACUCGCACCAUUUCUGUAACUCACACCUGCCACUAUGCACCCGUCUCUCCGCCUCUGUGCAUCAGCAGCACCUCGCCAACCUCUCAUUCACUUCGCCGGGAAGCGGCAGUGGAAAUCCAAGGCACCGCGCCCACACCCGCUGGCGACGCCAGACCUGAAGUCCGCCUUCACCGACUCGCUCAGGAAGACUCAGGCUUCCGUGUCCGAGUCUUCUGUGGUUGACAAAGGGAGCUCGAGCGCAGGUCCAGCGCAAUCGCAAGCGAAGGGCGAGAACGCGCAGGUAUUCGGGAACUUCUGGGAGGCACCGGAGCGGUAUUGGAAACAUGAUCUGGAGGAGUGGGAGGUUGACCUCGUCGCGACGGGCGGCGCGUCGCGGUUUGCCUAACAUCACUCGCGGAUAGUGCCAAGGACCUAGUACUUACAUGUGUAGAACCUAAUCCAUCCUGCUUCAGUCUUCCCAUGAGU